This is a messenger RNA of Rodentolepis nana, 924 nucleotides long. Lineage: Eukaryota; Metazoa; Platyhelminthes; Cestoda; Cyclophyllidea; Hymenolepididae. The record is from the annotation of a GenBank genome assembly.
AUGACUUCGGAUUUUGAUCCCGUUGCUGAUGCGAUGGCCUUGAAUAAGGCAAUGAAGGGUCUAGGAACUGAUGAGAAAGCCAUAAUUGAUAUACUCGCCAAUCGAACAUUCAAACAACGCAAGAAGAUUGCAAAACGAUACAAAGCGUCAUUUGGUCAAGAUCUUCAAAAACGCCUCAGUCAGGAGACUUCCGGAAAAUUCAGAAAGGUUGUCAAAAUGUCCUUCCUCGAUCGGGCGCAUUUGAAUGCGAAAGCCCUCUUUAAAGCUAUGGAUGGAAUGGGAACCAAGGAAUCUGUCAUCAUCCAAGUCCUGUGCACUGCCAGUAACGAGGAGAUUGCUGAACUGCGAGAUGCGUAUGAAAAAGCUCUUCGUCGCGACAUUGAGAAGGACAUUAUUAGUGAUUUGAGCGGAGAUUUCGAGAAAUUCAUUGUCGCUAUACUUCAAGGCGCUAGAGAGGAGGCUCUUGAUCGAGAUGCUGCCGCGGCUGAUGUGGAGGCUCUCUAUAAUGCUGGUGAAAAAAAAAUUGGAACUGACGAAGAAGUCUUCACUCGUAUAUUCGCCAGAAACAGCUAUGAGACGCUCAGGCUUAUGGAUGAACUCUACUUUGAAAAAGCUGGACACGGACUUCUAAAAGCAAUCGCUUCUGAACUCUCCGGCGAUUACGAGAAGGCCAUUACCACAGUUGUCAAAACGGCGUUUAAAAAAGAAGAAUGUAUUGCCGAUUUUCUGUAUGAAGCAAUGUCUGGCCUUGGUACAAAGGAUGAACAGCUUAUGCGACUACUUCUUGCGUAUUCAGAGGAUAAUAUGACGGAAAUUAAAGCAAUUUUCAUGGCCAAAUAUAAAAAAUCUUUGGAACAAAGGAUACACAGUGACACUUCUGGAGAUUAUAGGAAAUUCCUAAUUGCUCUCGUCAGUAAAUACUAA